AUGCAUUGCAAGAGACAGAUAAAGGCAUCACCUCAGCCCGAACUUCCUCAGAUUCCCUCCCUUUUCCAGACUCGAAUUGAGUUAAAUAUAGUGGACAAAAAUACCACGGUGGAUAUUGUUGAGUACUUUGAUUAUGAGGGUAACCGCGUGAGAAUUGAUACACUUAAGAAUGCUGUUCAAGGAAGUAUAAUCUACAGUUUUGAUACCGAUGAGAUUUUCUACGUCACCAAUGGAUUCUGUAGUGUUGGAAAUAUUAGUACAUCAAUGGCAAUAUCUCUUUUCGGUGAAAUGAGAGAGGAUGGAAGGUUGCAUGUUUUAGACAGCAAUUAUGCAUUGAAGUUUGGCAGUAAAUACAAUGAGACAUACCUCGGCCAGGAAUCGAUACGGGGAAUCAUAGUAAAUCACUGGAGGUCUAUUUUCCAUUGGUCUGGAGCAAAAGUAAAUUAUACAAUCGAUUACUACUUCUCAGCGGAAAGCAUUUGGAAUACAUCAUCCAGCUUUGUCAGUGUGCCUGUCCGUGCUGAGGUUCAGGGUCCCGGAAGAACAAGCCCGAUUCAUCACGUGUAUGACUUCUACAGCUUUAACCCGUCACUUCCGGAUGAUAUCACAACUGUUUUUGAGACACCUGUUGGAGUAAUUUGUCCAGGAAGAAAAAGUACGCGGGGACUGCCUCAGAUACCCUCCCAGUUCUACUAUAGAAUGGAAGUUAUUAAUGAAAUACUUAAUUUGGUGACCACGGUUGAUGUUUGGUACGACGAAGACUACAAGUUGGUGAGGACCGACUAUAAACCAUUGUCAUCUGGCCCACCAACUUAUAACACUAACCCUCUGACGGAGGUGCACGACUUCAAUGGAGGUGUGCGGUACGUCAGGGAUAACUUCUAUGGGAACUGUACUGUACUGCCUCUGUCAAGUAAAGCCUUUGGGGCAGCUGAAACUAUGUCAGCCACAAUAACCAACGGGUCGUUUGUGUUACACAUGAAAAAUCCUCUACAGCUAUUUGAUUUAGAUUCAAAUUUUACUUACGUCGGAAAGCGUUUGUGUCGUAAAAUGACAUGCGAUGUGUUCUCAGCAAGAAGACCCUACUUUGUACAGGGGUUUGGAACUUCAAAUGCUACUAUUGAAUUCUACUUUCUUACAGAUGAUUACACCAAUUACCCAAAUGAUGGGAGUGCGGCUACCCGUGACGUUCCUGUAAAAAUAACGAUAGACAUAGAAGACGAGGACUUUCAUCAAGUUAUGAACAUCAUGGACUUUGAUGGCAAUCACCCAGACCUCUCGAACUUCGACGUUUCCUCUUGCUAUUCACAAACCGCCAAAGUACACUUCAAAAUAAGAUUUCCUGGCGCAUUACAACCCGCUUUGGCGAAGUCCUUCAUAUACGGGGCAAGACAAAAACUGGGUGAAACUAUGCAAGUGUCGCCACUGCGUAUCCAGGACGUCCGUGUGGAGUAUGACACAGCAGACGUUUAUCUCCUGGCAACCCUCCUUGACAGAACGUCUGCUGCAGCACAGUUUACGUACACGAAAGGUCAAAGGUCGAAAUUUACGGAUGACUUUAUGUUCAAAAACAUCAUUGAUCCAGUGAUGUGUGCCAAACUGUGUGUGGAGUUUGAUAACUUUACCUGCAACAGUUUUGACUUUUGUCCUGGAGAUAUACAGGGUUCAUGUCGACUCAGCAGACGACACAUCUCAGAGGGCUCCAUUCAUCUUGUUAAUGGAAGUGGAUGUGAUCACUUUUCUAGAACUGUAAAUGGCCCUGUUGUCGUGGAGAAAACGCUAUAUGAUGCCUAUGCUUCCCUGAGAAAGGCGAUUUUAGCUCAAAAAUACAUGGUCCAAGUCAUCAUAGACUCAGUCCCACUGAAGACCUAUGUUGGUGUCGAUCUCACUAUCACAUAUGGUUGGAUCCAACCAACAACAGUCCCUGUUAUCAAAACCUUUUUUUCCUACAACCAAGAGAUUGUCAUACCACAAUAUGGACAAGUUUUUGUUUCAAAGGUUUGGUACAGCCAAGACUAUAAACUAGUUAGAUACGACUUCCAUAAUUCAAAACCCACAAACCCUUAUUACUCUACUAAUCCAAUGACUGUUAUACACGACUUUAACACAGGAAUUCAGUAUGCAUUGGACAGGUUUUACGAGAAUUGUACGAUGUCUGCCAUACAACCAGGGGCAUUCGAUAGUACGUUGGAUUUUGCCGAAUUAAUCACCGAUGGUUCGUAUGUGGUGAAACUUAAGAGUCCAAUGGACAUUUUUCAUCUGACGCCGCAAAUGCGUUUCAUUGGCCAGAGAACCGUCAGAGAUUUCUUGACUAACGUGUAUGAAGCUAUCCUUCAGAAUUUUACAAUGCCUGGUCUUGUUGGGAAGUACACGGCUAUUGUCGAAUACUACUUUAUUGUGAAUGGAUGGGCUGAAAGUGCCAGUAGUGAUGCAGGUGUAACUGAGCAAUACUUGGUUAAAACUGACCUGAUUAUUGUAGAGAAAGCAUUGGUAAUCACAACAAAUUAUUUUGAUUUUGAGUACUUCGAACCCGAUUUAUCGCUGUUCGACAUCAAGAAAUGCUUUUCGUCGCAAGAUCAACACCAUUUUCAAAUCACAUUUCCAGGGCAGUACCAUCCUUAUUUGGACAUCUAUGAGAAAGUAUUUCAAUUAGAAGCUCUAGAAAUGAUGUCUCGAACAUCAGGUGCUUCAAUAUUACGCUUCCAAGAAAUUUCUCUCAACUAUGACCCUUACCAUAUCUACGUCUCCGCGACAAUCCUAGGAAGGCCACCUUUUUUAACGGAAUUUACAAAAUUACCAAUAACCACAAAAACUCUUGGAACCAAUGCUGUGUUUGCAAAUCUGAAAUCUGCCGAUGAAUGUGCCAAUGCGUGUUUGUCAAUCAAUCGGUUUCAGUGCAAUAGUUUUGAUUUCUGUCCAGACAUUGGCAAGUGCUACCUAAGUAAUCACCAUGUCUCAACUGGGAAUCAACCGUCAGCCAAAACAACAUGUCAGCAUUACUCCAAAACUGUAAACGCCUCUGUUGCCCCUGCGCCUACAUUGCUAGUGGCUUAUAGCAAUCUGAAAAACGCAGUUUACGUGGGUCAAUUAAGCGUUACACUUAAAACCAGCAAUUACACAAAAAUAUACACUGCAUCUACCAUUAAAGACACUAUACCAAGCUCAAGUGACGUUAUUCAGGGAGGACAGACAAUGAAGCAUUUCACGGUGUACAAACAGAACUCAAUAAUGGUGAGGAGUGAAUACACAGUUCGAGGUGUUGCGGUUGACGACUGUGCCACGGAGUGUCUAAUGGAGGAACUGUUUGAUUGUCAGUCAUUUAUGUACUGUUCGGGACAGAGUUUGUGCCUCCUCAGCUCAGUACACCCAGAUCUUAACCAGUCCCUCGUUCAGUCUCACAAGUUCUGUGACCUCUAUACAAGACAAUAUUUGGAUCACUAUAAUGCAAAACCUGGGACAACUUUUCCAACAAAUGCUGAUGAUGUCAUAAUGGCGGUUCCUACUCCAAACCUUUGUGCCAAACAGUGCACUGUUACAGACAGCUGCAAAUCAUUUGAUUACUGCGCUAAUUCAAAAACAUGUCGAUUAAAAAAUACACAUGAACUGGACGCUCCUACGGCUGUGUUUCAGAAAACUCCAAGUUGUAAUCACUAUUCACGUAAAUACAUCGAUGACUUUAAAUUUGUGGAGGGAAAGCAGAUGAACUUUGGGAAAGUUUUGGAAUUCGAUGGAGUAUCUGUUGACCAAUGUGCAAAACUUUGUAUAGAAGAGGAGAGUGUUAACUGCCGUACUUUUGCGUAUUGUGGUAAUUUUACUAAAUGUGAACUAAUGACUUCAACGCCAAAGCAGAUUGGACCCGGAUACGUCACUUCUAGUGGAUUCUGUAAUCUGUACAUUAGAGUAUACAAUCCUUCAACAACUGCACCCAGCAAUACUUCUUCAUCAUCAACUGUUGUCAGUAAAAUCUCUCCACAAAAGUCGGAUUCAAAUUUAGCUCUACUCCUGGGAACAGCUUUUGGUGUAUUCAUAUUUGGCCUCGUUUUAGGAGGUGGGAUGGUUUACUUCUUCCGCAAGUACAAAAGGAAAGAUGAUGAGAUUACAAUGGACAUCAUAGGGAACGAAUCUUAUUAAAUCUUUAAAUCUCUUU
This is a messenger RNA of Saccostrea echinata, 4147 nucleotides long. RefSeq lists its product as uncharacterized. The coding region runs from base 1 to 4131 and encodes 1376 amino acids. The transcript is spliced from 30 exons. The record is from RefSeq and is a predicted model, not a curated record. Lineage: Eukaryota; Metazoa; Mollusca; Bivalvia; Ostreida; Ostreidae.